AUGGAAUUCUUCGAGGAUGCGCUCAAAAUUUACAUCAUUCAUCAAAAGAAUGAUCAGGAAGGAGAUCGACCACGGGAUGGGAAACACAUCUACGCCAAUCCUUUAAAUCCAGACAUCUGCCCCUUGCUGGCCCUUGGCAUUUACUGGUGUUGCUUUGGAAUGAACGAUAAUGGACAUGGAAAGCUAUUCCCGGGCAAUAAUCAGUUCGACCGUUUCAGCAAAAUCAUCACCAGGUUCCGCAACAACGAAAAUCUGAAAGAUGCCUUCAAAUUCCUGGGAAUAGACAUACAAAAUAUCGGGUCACACAGUGUAAGAAAAGGAUCCGCUACUUAUUGUUCCGGUGGAAGUCCAGAUGGUCCAAGAUAUGUUCCUCUGAGUAAUAGGUGA
Molecule: messenger RNA, 387 nt
Organism: Guillardia theta CCMP2712
Lineage: Eukaryota; Cryptophyceae; Pyrenomonadales; Geminigeraceae
Exons: 3
Coding region: 1-387 (128 amino acids)
Molecular function (GO): DNA binding
Source: RefSeq, a predicted model, not a curated record